AUGAAUCAACGUUCUCCUCCAUCGGGCGAGAAGACCUCUGCGGACCCGUCAAUCCGCCCAAACCUAUCCGAUUCUCGGCCUGAAGAUCUUCAAGGCGCCGACUUACCCAACCUUCAACAAGAAGCAGAAAAACCGGCGGUGCAGAAUGAAGAAGCAGCCUGUUAUCGAACAACAUUCUUCGUCAAUGUCGACUGGAGUAUGGGCUCAACACUUGCGACGGCAAAGAACAUCGUUGGCCAGAUGUACGUUGAGGGUUUGGAACCUCUAGUGAGACUCUGUCCAUACCCUAUCAUCCUCAUCCAUGGAGACUUUCACACUGGUCAGACAACUAAGCCAGACGGUCAGCCUGGAUGGGCCUCGUUCUUCCUCAACAAAGGCUUUCAAGUCUUCAUCGUUGAUUUGCCCCCUUCCGGUCGCUCCAACUUUUUAACAACCUCUCACUACAUCCACCGCGAAGUAGGCGUCAGCUCCAGUUCGAUCCCGGCAAGAGGAGUCGAAUCAAGCCUGACGGCGCCUGGUGUACCUCGAGAAGUCGGCGUGCCCCUCCAAUAUCCAAAGGCUAAAUUUCACGAUAAAUGGCCCGGCACUGGAAUGCGUGGGGAUCCCAUCUUUGCCAGGUACUGCGCCUCCUUGGAGACUCUUCACCUCAACAAAGUGGAACGCCAGUCUCUCGCUCAGAAUGCCCUCCAAGCGCUCCUACGCCAUGUUGGCAAGUCUAUCCUCGUAGGCGAAGGAUCAGGUGGAGCUGCGGCUUGGUUGGCUACCGACGUUGAACCUGAUCUCGUCGCUGGUGCUAUUGCUCUUGAGCCACCAGGACCCCCUUUUGGCACGGCGUGCCCCAAAGAACGAAAUCCUUACCGCGAGUACACCCCUUUCAUUCAGUAUGAGGAAGGGACCCGAAUCUACGGAUUGACGGACAUUCCUCUUACCUACGAUCCUCCUGCUCACCCCCAUGGAGGAUAUGAUCAUCCUGAGAAAAACCCGCUCGACAUAACCGAACAUACGUCGGUUGACGGAAAUAGCGAAUGCCUCCUACAGUGUAAAAGGGCCCGCAGGCUCAUCAACAUCAAGAAAGUGCCCAACGCCGUUGUCACUGCGCAUGCCAGCUCGCAUGGCAUGUAUGACUGGGCCACAGUGGCCUUCAUGGUGCAAGCUGGCGUCAAAUGCGAGCUGAUUAAGCUCCAAGACAAGAACAUAUUGGGCAAUGGGCAUCUGAUGUUUCUUGAGACGAACAGCAAUGAAAUUGCUCAGGUUCUCAUGGAUUGGAUUUUGGAGAACGCGAUACCAGCGCCCUUUCAAAUGUUAGUGUCAGAACCUACACCACCGCCAGAGUUCAGCGAGUUUGCGGACACUGUCGAAAGACUGGGUCCUCAAAGAGAGCCUAGUGUCGAAUCAAUCAGCUCGCAAAAGACACAAUUGCUGGACUCUAAGCCGAUGGACCAAGAAAUGAGCCUAGUUCAGCUCCCAGAAACACCACAGCCCUCGGGCGAGCAAGAAACCAGGCCUCAUCAAUCCGAGUCCUCGGGUGGACACUCGAUUGGAAACUCCAACAAGAGAGCCGCUCUGUCGUCUGGACAGACAACCAUCAGUAUUGCUAAUGGUACCGAUUCUCCUUAUCUACCUUCAACAUCGGUCGAUAAUCCGAAACGACGACGAGUAAUUCUCGCCACUGGCAUGUCCACUCCAUCGUCAGCAUCUUCUGCAAUCUCAUCUUCUCAGGAGAGGUCUGACCAGACACAACCCAAGGAAGUUGCUCAAGUCCCAGAACAGCAGAUCCAGACUACAGCGGCAGAGAAACCUGUUUACGAUAUCUCCCUGUUGAAGCCUACUCUUCCAGGAGAAGUGCCCUCUUAUCUGAAACUCCCAGCCAACAAAGGCAACCAGCCUUCGAUGGCAAGCCCUGCAUUGAGCCUCCCCAGUCAACUUCAAGCUUCCCGGCUCUUCAACGGUCGAGCAAGCACCUUGUAUGAGCGUUUGCCUAUUGCUCAGCAAAUCAACGCAUUGCAGAGAGACUAUCAGCGAAGUUUCACCCCCAACAAGGGUCAUACGACGGCCCGCUUUGAGUGUCAAACUGGAUCCGCUGAAGAGAUUGCAGCAACCAUGUAUAAUCAGAAUCGUCUUCCCUCUGGCUUGGCUUACCCUGGUACAAUCCCAGGACCGAAGUUUGGGCCAUGGUCGCCCAUUCCACAGGUACAGCAACAGGGUUCCUAUCCCCAACGACUGGACCAUUCGCCUGCACUGAGUGGCAGAGGAGGACUCAUGCCGGUCCCGACUUCGACACCAACCGGAGAUCAGUUUACAACGGCAACUCUUGCUGGACCUUAUACCCCUUUGAUGCCACCUUCGACACUGGGCGGUCACUCGUACAACCCUUUUGGUACUUAUCCGCAGAUGACGCCCCCGAGUCCAUCUCCUGCUCCUAGGCCAUCAUCGAACCCUCCUGCGCUCAACUUGAGCAUGAGAUCACCUGCUGCUCCUGCGCGGCCGAAAACACCGGCCUCCAAGUGA
Messenger RNA from Fusarium redolens, 2508 nucleotides. RefSeq lists its product as uncharacterized. The transcript has 3 exons. The record is from RefSeq and is a predicted model, not a curated record. Bases 1 to 2508 code for a protein of 835 amino acids. NCBI's taxonomy places the organism in Eukaryota, Fungi, Ascomycota, Sordariomycetes, Hypocreales, Nectriaceae.